CAAUUCCCUUGCUCAAGGUCCUAACAAAGGGUUAAACAAAUGAUAUAGCAACACGUCAAGCGUCAAGAUUUCCCUGUACUCAAACAUCCCUGAUUACCACUCGGCUCCGUAUUUUCGGUGGUCUCGUAAAGUGCCCAAAAGGUUCACCUAGCGAACACAGAAAACUUGGAUAGAGCCGGAAAUUAACUCAAUACAAACCCUAAUAGCAGUGUAUGAUCCAAUCCUCUCUCGGCCAUCGGAUCCCCAAAAAGAACACUUACAGGUGCUAGACUUAAUGGAUUCCAACAUGCAAUCUCCAACCCCAGACAAUGUUGAGACAAAAGCGGCAUUCCGUAAACCUUCAAAUCAUGUAGCCAAUAGGAAGUACCGUCGCCGAUCUCCUGCUGAUGGAUCAUCUUCAUCUGAAGGGAGUCCUAAGAGUGAACGUGGCACUAGUCCAUUCUCUUCAAGGGGAGAUCCUGCAAAAGCUUCUGAGCGUCAACAUAGAAGGAAGGAUGAGAGAGAAUAUAGGGAUUCUGGUCGUAGUCAGUCUGGCAAAGAUUCAUAUCGACAUUCUGAUCGAUAUUCCUCUAGGAAUUCCCAUGGUUAUUCUAGGCACGAUGAGUACAGCAGACAUGAGAAGCGUGCAGAUGAUGAAGAGAGACAUUACCAGGGAUCAUCCCAUUCCGGUAUGGAAUCAAGGCGUGCUGGUCACUCUGAUCAUACAAGAGAAGAAAGUGAACGUGGUAGGUCAAGAGACUAUGUGCGAAAUGUAGACAAAUACUCCCGUGAUAGAUAUGAUGGUUCAGGGCAUAGAAGUAAGGAUAAAGAGAGAGACUCAUUUUCCCUAGACCGUCAGAAAUUUAGGGAUAAGGAUUCAUCUCCUGACAGAGCUGGCUCUGGUAGGAAACAUACACUCACAACCUCUGAAGAUAAGGAUAGGGACCGGCACAGGCAGGACAGAGAUGGUUGGGAUGAGAAAAGGAAUUAUCAUAGGAGUUCUGGAGACUACAAAAGUGAUCGUCGAAAUGAUUCUGGAAGGGAUCAUGAUGUGCAUCGCUAUAGAGAUUCUUAUAAGGAUGACCAAAAGGAUCUAAACGGUCAAAAGGAAAAGAAGAAACAUGAUGACUGGGAUGCUAACAGGGACAAGGAUAGAUAUGAGCAGAAUGAAGAUAAACCUGUUUUUGGGAGUGAAAAACAAGAGUCUAUAGCUAAAAAGCCCAGGUUAUUUAGCUCUGAAAGGGAUGCUGAUUACAAUAAAGAUGGUGAUGAAAAGCAAUCUUCAAAGCAAGUUGGGGUUGAUGCUAAAGUCAUCGGAGGAGAGGCACAUGUGAAUAACUCGGAGGGUGCCAAUGACCUAAAUGCAGCAAAGGUUGCUGCAAUGAAAGCUGCUGAAUUAGUUAACAGGAACCUCGUUGGGGUGGGUUUUAUGUCGACUGAACAGAAGAAGAAGCUGCUUUGGGGGAACAAAAAGAGCACAGCUUCAGAAGAGUCUGGACACCGGUGGGACACUGCACUGUUUGGUGAUCGUGAAAGACAAGAAAAGUUCAACAAACUCAUGAGUCUGAGGUUGCCUUGGUACCUAUGGCCAAUUGUAGGGUGUAAAGGGCGAUGUGAAGGUAGAGCAAACCGACAACGAAGAUGGCAAUGGUCGUCUCCAGGCAGAGAAGCAGAAGGAAGUCCAGAUGGAUUUAGAGAAGCAGUACACUGCUGGUCUUCGACGAAGAGAUGGCCGCACUGUUGGAUUGGGUCUUUGAGUGUCUCUGUAAGAUCAUUUUGCACUCUCACAACAAUACUUUCUGACAUUUUGUUGUUCUCUUUUGCGAGAAUCAUGACUCUCAUGGCUUUGUGCUCUUGUAAUGUUGGAGAGAACAUGCAAUUUAUUUCUGGACGUAUCAUAGUUCUGCAAAAUGGUUUGUUUGUGGUCUCUGAAGUGGUUCAAUGAGCAUGUAAAAUACUUCCAAUGA
Molecule: messenger RNA, 1946 nt
Organism: Hevea brasiliensis (rubber tree)
Lineage: Eukaryota; Viridiplantae; Streptophyta; Magnoliopsida; Malpighiales; Euphorbiaceae
Exons: 7
Coding region: 275-1924 (549 amino acids)
Source: RefSeq, a predicted model, not a curated record